Messenger RNA from Trachemys scripta elegans, 3098 nucleotides. RefSeq names its product carbohydrate sulfotransferase 8 (gene CHST8). Gene Ontology annotation, biological process: proteoglycan biosynthetic process; carbohydrate biosynthetic process. Gene Ontology annotation, molecular function: sulfotransferase activity. Lineage: Eukaryota; Metazoa; Chordata; Testudines; Emydidae. The record is from RefSeq and is a predicted model, not a curated record. The transcript is spliced from 4 exons. Gene Ontology annotation, cellular component: membrane. Bases 204 to 1553 code for a protein of 449 amino acids.
AGCUCCCUGCGUCCUGCCGGCCGGCGGGGAGGCGCCGAAGUGCCCGGAGGGAGCCCAGCGUGCCGGCGCGGACCCCCCGGCGGGAGGAUGCGCUGAGCCGCCCCAGAGGAGGGGGCGCUGCUCCCGCUCGGCCAGAUGGUAUUAUAAUGGAAUGGCAGCUGAGAAGAUGAGACUAUGAGUGAAGAGUGUGUCUUGGAGAUUGCAUGCAGUUCAUUUUCCUGGGUCAAAAGUGGAUUGGUUUGAGAACAAUAAUUAUGAGGCUGACGUGUAUGUUCUCCUUCAUCUUGCUGUUUGGAGCAGCGGGACUUGUCGUCUUCAUUCAUCUGCAGGAUCCAGAAGACAUAGUUCAUCAGCAGACACCAGGGAUAAAAUAUAACAUGGGACCCCAACAACCCAAAAAACAGGACUGCACUUCUAGCAACAAUCAUGACGUAAGAAUAAGAAAAUAUUCUGCAGAGGAAUUAGCAAUGGGAAACAAGAGAAGUUCAUUAUACUCACCUGUGAAUGGACCUACUAAGCUUCAAAGUACAGACAGAAAACAAAAUAUAAUGUUUGUGAUGAAAGACCAUCAAAAAAAAGAUGCAGAAGUUAAUCCUAUCGGGCUCCACAAACGGCGAAGGAGAUUUAUCAUUAAGAAGAGCCCUAUACUGAUUGCUAUGAACAGUUCUUCUCUCAACCUGCCUAUGCUUAAAUCUGAGGACAGAAACAACAACAAUUGGAAAAGUCUUUAUCAGAUCCAAAGAGAAAGAAAGAGAAUAAUGAGAGAUACUUGUUCCAAAUACAAGAGUAAUAACAGACGGAUAAUCACUCCUUAUCAUGUUUCCAGAAUAUUUGUAGAAGAUAAAUACAGAAUUCUAUACUGUGAAGUUCCAAAAGCUGGCUGUUCUAACUGGAAACGAGUGCUCAUGGUUCUCAAUGGGUUGGCUUCCUCCACAAAAGAUAUACAGCACAACACAGUGCAUUAUGGAAAUUAUUUAAAAAGGUUGGAUGGGUUUGAUCGCAAAGGGAUUUAUCACAGGCUCAACACUUACACCAAGAUGCUUUUCAUUCGCGAACCCUUUGAAAAGUUGGUAUCCGCAUUUCGGGACAAGUUUGAGCAUCCGAACAAUUACUACCACCCUGUUUUUGGAAAAGCUAUUAUUUCGAGAUACCGUGUCAAUGCCUCCAAAGAAGCAUUAAGGACAGGUUCCGGAGUCAAAUUUAAAGAGUUCAUUCAAUAUCUUCUAGAUGUACAUAGACCAGUGGGCAUGGACAUUCACUGGGAUCAUGUCAACAGGCUUUGCAGCCCAUGUUUAAUAGACUAUGACUUUGUAGGGAAAUUUGAAAGCAUGGAAGAAGAUGCAAAUUUUUUCCUGCAUUUAAUUGGUGCUCCACAAAAUUUAACUUUCCCUAGGUUUAAAGACAGACAUUCCAAUGAAGAACGAACCACCACUAAAAUUACACAGAGCUAUUUUGCACAGCUUUCCCCUGCUCAAAGACAACACAGUUAUGAUUUUUAUUAUAUGGAUUAUUUGAUGUUUAACUAUUCAAAACCUUUUGAAGAUUUGUAUUAGAAAGUAAGAGACACUUCUAUUUCAUAUCAGCUGAAUUACAUAAUAGAUACUGGUCUUGGUACACUGAUGCUCUAGAAGCACAUCACUAUUAUAUUUUCUAAGAAUAAUCAGUGGAUUCAUGCAACAUAGUAAAACUGAUAGCUUUUCAUGUACAAAAUCUCAUUUUAGAAAAUUUACCAUAAAUAACAAAAAUUGACUUUUACAUUUGGCCUGAAAUAUCAAAGAAAAACGGGAAAUACAAAGUCCUUAUGCCUCCAUGUGGUGUCUCCUAGAUGUUACCGUCUGUUUAGCAAAGGGUCAGUUAAAGAGCAUUUCCACAGCAGCAAAAAAUAAGUAGCAGAGCAUAAAUGAUUUACAAUUAGUGACGUUUACAUCUGCCCCUUAACUUCCUCCUUUAAAUCAUAAUUUUUCUACGGUUUCUCCAUGUGAUAAUAUACAUCAAGGCUCCUAAAUAAAGCACAUGAUUUUCCAUUCUGGUGGUUAUUUGUGUUUGCAUUGGAGGGUGCCAAGAAGAGUGGGUGAAGAGGUGGGGAAAGCAGCUGAAAUCCUGUGGUGGAUCCAAUAGUCUAUUAAAUUCCUGUUAUGAUGAGCUCUUUAAAAUACCAUAAGAAAAAAAAGUGCUGUUUCAUUAACAGCUUUACAGUUCCUUGCAAUCCGCAAUGCAUGCAACCAUACACCAGGAAGGCCUUAUAAAUUUGAAGCUGGACACAGAUUUCUAAUUACUUUCUGUGAUUACCAAAUUAAUUAGAAUAAGAGAAAAUGUGUUACAAUUACAGUACAAUGUUGAAACAUGUUCUAGUGAAAACAUUAAUACUUAGUGACCAUGUGAGUGCAGUGUUAAAGCAGAUGUUGCAAUUCAUAGAGUGAGAAUGUAUUGUCUCCCUUCCAUAUUCCCCUUAUGCCACAUUGAUCUUCAAGAAGAUAAAAUGCAAGAGAAUAUUUACAUCUUUAUGCAUGUUAUUAAGAUUCUUUUAAUCCUUUGCAUUAACAAAUCUUUAAUUUAGUUUGUAUAGUGACCAGGAAUAUCAAAUGUUUCCUUUAACGUGGCAAAUAAAUGUAAAUUCAACUUCCUGCCCAUCAGGAUUUAUUUUGGUUAAAAUCAGAUUUCAGUUCACAGCAACAAGCAGAGCAUAUUUGUUUGUUGUUUCAUUUUGUUCAUUAUUUUCUAUAUUUAACUGUAGUUUUGCUAUGUUUUCUCUCAAGUAGAAACUUCCAUGAGGUUCAAAUGUUGGAGAGUUACAACAGCAGCAGAACAUCCAUGUUAACUUUAUAUAAACUAUUGCUGUCUAUGUGUGGCCAGUUAACCAGCUGUACUGGUUUUGAAGUCAAUGCUAUUUUCAGUUAGGUGAGCACAUUUGAAUCAGUCUCCAUUAGUCAAUCCAAAAAUUGUAAGCCUCAGUUACAACUCAGGUUCUAGGUUCUGUAAUUAGCUGCUGUAUAAACAUUGGAUAAUGCAGACCUCAAGAAGAGCUCUGUGUAAACUCGAAAGCUUGCGUCUCUCACCAGCAGAAGUUGGUCGAAUAAAAGGAUUACCUCAUCCACUCU